Molecule: messenger RNA, 534 nt
Organism: Prorocentrum cordatum
Lineage: Eukaryota; Dinophyceae; Prorocentrales; Prorocentraceae
Source: the annotation of a GenBank genome assembly
GAGAAGUGCGAGAACGUCCAGUCGUUUGUGCUCCCGUCCAACAGCUUCAACAACCUGCUCUGGGCGCCCGAGGGCCAGUACUUCGUCUGCGCGGCGAUUGGGAACGGCGAGCUACUCUUCGGAGGCAUCACCCAGGACAACAAGUUAGAGAUCCUGCACAAGGACGAGCACUUCAUGCUCACCGACGUGAACUGGGACCCGUCAUCGCGCUACGUGCUGACAGCGGUGACGCAGCCCAUGCAGAACGAGAUGGGCGGCUUCAAGACCGCCAUGGAGGCCGGCUACAAGCUGUGGAGCUUCCAGGGGCGGGUCUUAUUCCAGCAGCAGAAGGAGAAGUUGUGGCACAUUGCGUGGAGGCCCCACCCGCCGACGCUCCUGCCCGCCAGCAAGCAGAACGAGGUCCGGAAGAACAUAAAGCAGUACUCCAAGAAGUACGACGCCCUCGACGAACAAGCAAAGGAGACUGCACGAAAUGCAUUCCGCGAGGAGCGCGAAAAGAAGAUGAAGGCGUUCACCGAGGUCAUCGGCUUUUGA